AUGUCGCUGGAAGAGCGAGACCAAUCAUCUGGCUCCCAAGCUCGCCAUCCUCGAGCCGACGCUUCUGCACACGAUAUGACCGCCGGAUCUACUCCGCCAGCCACUGCAGGGCGCAUACACACUCGCCAUUCUGAUCGAGAGAUCAGACCAGACGACAACGACGAUAAGGAGAUGUCUUUCUCUGGCAGUACACAACCUUCGCUUCGAGGCCGUGCGCAUCAGAGUCCCAGUAUGACAGUAGAGUCUCUGACGACAGCAUCGCUACAAGCAUCUGGUGCUGUUCCGCAUCGCGCAGAGACAUCAGCUGGAGACCUCGCGCCUGAAUCGGCACAGAACAGCUCUUCUCACCGAGCACGCAAGGGGCUCAGUCCAUCAUCUCGAAGCACACAGUCGCAGACGCCACGAGCAAGUUCGUCGGCAUCGAGCAGCACGAUCGCUGCCUUGCAGGAUCUGCGUACUGGGCUCUCGGCUCCGCCGCCCAUGCUGACGGGGCUUCCGCAGCAUUCCCUCCAGGAAAGAACAUACAAGCUCAUCAUCCGCCAGCAACCGCAGCAAGGUCGCCUCUGCGGACUGGGAAGCAAGGACAAGCGCCCUCUGGACCCGCUUCCAAUCCUUCAGCUACGCAUACUCAAGAGCGACGGCACCGAAGACGAAGAUGCUGAAAACAGCCCGAACUUGAUACUCCAAGUCUCGCUGCGCAAGCAAAGUAUGGCGACAGGCACGCACGCCGAGUCGGUGCUGGUCGAAUCGAAUGCCACCGCCCACCCAUUCACGCGAAUGCUCGAAGGCCGGCUGGUGGCGAGUGCCAACGUGGCGCGCGACCUCGACGGCUCGCGUGCGUGCUUCUUUGUCUUUACCGACCUCAGCAUCCGACAGGAAGGCCACUUCCGCCUCGCCUUCAAGCUCAUCGCGCUCGGACCAGGUGACCCUUCGAGUCCCGGCGGGCGGGUGUUGGCCGAAGCGCUCACCGAGCCAUUCGCUAUCUACAGUCCGCGUCGCUUUCCCGGCAUGACCGAGUCGACGGAGCUGGCCAAGUGCUUGGCAAGGCAAGGCAUCCAGGUGCCCGUGCGCAACGACGUUCGGCGCAGGCAGGAACAGGCCGACUCUGACGAGCGCGACAACGACUGA
Moesziomyces antarcticus is the source of this 1128-nucleotide messenger RNA. RefSeq names its product VosA. Lineage: Eukaryota; Fungi; Basidiomycota; Ustilaginomycetes; Ustilaginales; Ustilaginaceae. The record is from RefSeq and is a predicted model, not a curated record. The transcript is spliced from 4 exons. The coding region runs from base 1 to 1128 and encodes 375 amino acids.